UAAUGGGUGGGGUGUUAAACCCAAAUCCCUCUUCUCUCACACAGAAACAGAAUCAUCUCUUCUAGUUCUUCUUCCCAAUCUAAAUUCCCAAAUUACCUUCCCAAUCAAAUAGCUAUGGUGACAGCACGAACCACUCCUUCUCAUCCUUCAUACGAAGAGAUGAUUAAGGAUGCGAUUGUGACGUUGAAGGAGAGAACAGGUUCGAGCCAGUACGCGAUCACGAAGUUCAUCGAAGAGAAGCACAAGAAGGUUCCGGCGAAUUUCAGGAAGCUAUUGCUCUACCAUUUGAAGAAGCUUGUUGCAUCUGGAAAGCUUGUCAAGGUGAAAGCCUCCUUCAAGCUUCCGCCGAAGGCGGCGGCGAAGUCUGCAGAAGUGUCUAAGCCCAAAACUGUGGCGGCUAAGGUGAAGAAAGUUGUGGCGGUUACGCCCAAGCCUAAGGCUGCUGCUUCGAAGGCAAAAGCUGCUGCUCCGGCGAAGCCCAAGCCCAAAGUGUCUGCGAAGCCCAAGGCUGGUGUAAAACCGAAGCCCAAGAAGAGUCCGGCGAAGGCUACAAGGACGUCGACAAGGACAUCGCCGGGGAAGGCUGUGAAGAAAGCUCCGGUGAAGAGCGUGAAGUCUCCGACGAAGAAGAAGGCUGCGGUGAAAAGAGGGGGAAGGAAAUGAAAAUUAUUUAAAGGGUAGUUUGUUUUAGGGGUAAUUUUGUAAAGAUCAUUAUGACAUUAUCCUUUGGUUUAGUUGGAUUUACAUAUAAUUGAUAGUCAAUGAAACAUGAUUUUAUGAUUAUUAUUAUUA
Messenger RNA from Lotus japonicus, 792 nucleotides. RefSeq names its product histone H1-like. The coding region runs from base 115 to 663 and encodes 182 amino acids. The transcript has 2 exons. Gene Ontology annotation, biological process: nucleosome assembly; negative regulation of DNA recombination; chromosome condensation. Gene Ontology annotation, cellular component: nucleosome; nucleus. NCBI's taxonomy places the organism in Eukaryota, Viridiplantae, Streptophyta, Magnoliopsida, Fabales, Fabaceae. The record is from RefSeq and is a predicted model, not a curated record. Gene Ontology annotation, molecular function: structural constituent of chromatin; double-stranded DNA binding; nucleosomal DNA binding.